AUGUUGUUACCUUUCACAAUAUUUCUAACAUAUUCCAUAUUAGAUUCUGUAACUUGCAAAACUUCCAACAUAAUUCCACUAACUUAUGAUCUACUCUUCAAAUUACCGAUUAUUGAUUUCAAUGGAUUUAGUGGAUCCAUGGUUUUGCAUUUCAAUUUGACUAGCCUGAGCCAGAAUAUUUCGUUGGAUUCCGUGGAUUUGCAUAGCUUCAAGAAUAUUUCUCUAAUAAAUACAAUUGAUUUGAGUCAUCCGAAAAUUGAUUCAAUUCGCAUUUUGAGGGAAAAAGUCGAGUUCACUUUUGAGAAAUCGCUGUUUCCUGGACAAUAUUUAUUGACUGUUGGUUAGUUGGAAAUUCUGAAUUUUGUCAAGGAUUGGAGCCCAGAGAGCCCAGGUCUCAAGCUUCCGCGUCUAGAGAACCUAAUCGUCUAGGAGCCGCGCCUAGAGAACCUGGUUUUCAAGCAGCCGUGUCUAGAGACACUGGUCUUCAAGCAGCCGUGCCUAGAUCCAAUUUUCAAGGAUCAGAGCCUAGAAGACCUGAAUCUCAAGCAGUCACGUCUAGAGAGCCCUGUUCUCAAGCAGCCACGCCUAGAAAAUCUAACUGUCAAGGAUUGAAGCCUAGAGAGCCUAGUUCUUAAGCAGCCGCGCCUAGAGAACCUAGUCUUCAAGUAACCGCGCCUAGAAAAUCCAAUUGUUAAGGAUUUGAGCCUAGAAGUCCUAGUUCUCAAGCUUCCGCGCCUAGAGACCCUAGUUUUCAAGCAGCCGCGCCUAGAAAAUCUAACCUGUCAAGGAUUGGAGCCUAGAGAGCAUAGAUCUCAAGCAGCCGCGUCUAGAGAACCCUGUUCUCAAGUAGUCACGUCUAUAGAGCCCUCUUCUCGAGCAGCCGCGUCUAGAAAGUGUGGUCUUCAAGCAGCCACGCCUAAAGAGCCUUAUUUUCAAGCAGCCGCGCCGAGAGAGUCCAAUGGUCAAGGAUCAGAGCCUAGACAACCUAGUUCUCAAGCAGCCGCGUCUAGAGAACCUGGUUUUCAAGCAGCCGCGCCUAGAGAACCUUAGGCUUGACUUCAAUCAAACUCCAGAGUUCCAACCUCUUCAGAUCUGUAGCUCAGAACUUCAGAAAAAUUCAAAACAGGCCUGUGGCGGAAAAUUGAAACGCGGAAAAUCCGGAAAUUCGGAAAAUUUCGAUAUUUUUUGAACCGGAAAAUCCGGAAAAAAUUUUGAAGAUAUUACUAUUAAAAAUCAUUGUCCCGAAAAAUGGAAAAUUGAUUUUCCGGAUCCCAAAAAAAUUUCCGGCACAGGUCUGAUCCAAAACAUUCACAGGUGAAUACAACGGUCGAAUUCGCGACGGUUCCGAAGGACUUUUCGAGCGAAAAUCACCGCUUCUCUACACAACACAUCUUCAACCCAACUUUGCUCGCCGCCUUUUUCCAUGCAUCGAUUCGCCGGCUGUCAAAAGUAUAUUCCGGGUUUCAGUGGUCCAUCCAACUGACACAGUGGCUCAAUCAAAUACAAUAGCGAUGGAUGUUCAUGUAAGUCAAGCAUCCGCGCCUAUAGAACUUUAUUGUCAAGGAGCCGCGCCUUGAGAGCCUAGGAUACAUAGAGAAAAAGAAAAACACUUGAAAAAUGCACGGAGAGUUGAAAGAUUCAAUGAGUUAUCGUGUUACUUUUUGAGAAAAGUGUUUACUUUUCGGACAGUGAAUUGGAAUGAAAUGAAAAUGAAAUUCCGAUUUUUGAACCAGAAUAAAAGUUGCCAAAAAUAUUUUAUGGUUUCUAUGUUAAGGGUCGGAUCCUAGAGAGACUUGUUCUCAAGGAUCCGUGUCUAGAGGGAGUCUAUGUCAAGUAGCCAUGCCUAGAAAAUUCAAGUGCUAAGGAUCGGUGCCUAGAGAGCCUGGUUUUCAAGGACCCGCGCCUAUAGAACCUAAUUGACAAGGAGCCGAGCCUAGAGAUCUAAGAUGACAAGGAGCCACGCCUAGAGACCCACCAAGGCAAGGAGCCACGCCUAGAGAAUCUUGUUUUCAAGUAGCCACGCCUUGAGAUGAAUUUCUAGAAUUGAGGUGUCAAGUAGCGACGCCUAGAAAAUUCAAGUGCUGAGGAUCAGUGCCUAGAGAGCCUGGUUUCCAAGGACCCUCGCCUUGAGAGCUUCUACGGCAAGGAGCCGCGCCUAUAGGACCUGAUUGUCUAGGAGACGUGCUUUGAGAGCCUUCUAUGUCAAGGAGCCACACCUGUGAAACUAUAGUUUUCAAGGAGCCACGCCUACAGAACCUUAUUGUCUAGGAGACGCGCCUUGAUAUCCACCAAGGCAAGGCGCCACGCCUAGAGAACCUUGUUUUUAAGCAGUCACGCCGAGACAGUCUAGUUCCUAAGUAGCCGCGCUUAGAGAACCUUGUUUUCAAGUAGCCUCUGCUAGAAAAAUCAGUUGACAAGGAGCCAACCCUAGCGAUCCACCAAGACAAGUAGCCGCGCCUAGAGAGCUUCUACGGCAAGUAGCCACCCCUAGGAACUAUUUUUCUCAAGUGGCCCUAGCGAACCUAAUUUUCUAGGAGCUGUGCCUAGGCGUCCUAAAAAUCAAAAAAUCGGCCUUCAAAAGUCCAAAACCCAUCAAUUCUUGCAGAUCGAAAGCAAAGAAUGGCAACGAACAAUUUUCUCAGCCACCCCACAAAUUCCAGCCUAUCUUCUCGCAUUUUCAGUCAUGCCCGACACAACGUUACAGGUAAAAAAGGGAUGAUUUUUGCACAAAAAAAACAGAAAAAAAUGAACAACAAAAAGAAGAAGAAAAUGGAAAAUUACUACAGCUAGAAGAGACGGAAAAGAAAAAGACAAAAUAAACAAACAAACAAGCUUGUUGUUGUUGUUUUUGUUGUUGUUUACGAUCUUUUUUCUAGCUAGUUUUUGAGGGUUCCCAAAAAAAAAAAAAAAAAAAAAAAAAAAAUUCUGCCCUCACCCGAACUCGAACCCUUCACCUUUUGACUCAUAAUAUCGAAGUUAUUUAGACCAGACUACAGAAAGUUCCGAUUUCUGUUAGAAUUCAAAAACUAAAAAUUCUUGAUUCAUCCAGAAAUUUAUUUUUGAACCUUAUGUGCCUAUAAUAUUUUGUAAUUUAAAAAAAACAUGAUUUUUUCCUAUUAUUUUUGAGUAGAGACAAUGUAAAAUUGAGAGAGUGCAGACAGAAAAAUUGACUUUUCUGUCUGCACUCUCUCAAUUUCACAUUGUCUCUACUCAAUGACAUUUUUCUGUAUAGGAAAAAUCAUGUUUAAAAAUUUGGCCAUGCACUGCCUCCCCAAAUCUACGUGUGUGUGGAAAAACGAAAAAUGUCUGGCACGCUCUCGCAAACACACACUCUCUCGCACACAACUUUUUACUUUUAUUUCGCGAAAACAGUGCAUAUUAGGAGCUGAUUUUUAUGUGUUUUUCAUCGGAACCACAAUAUGUGUUAUACAUAGUUCGAAAGAGAAUUUCUUCGGCUACAAACACAUAUGAAAUGUUAUAAAUGAAACCGAGAUAAAAAAUAAAAAUUUCAUGCAAACAUGACAUGGUUUUUUUGAAUUGGGUGAAAAACGCAUGUGUUUUUUGAUGACCUGGCUUAUUUUUUGAAUAUCGAAUAUAUGUAUAAUCGAGUCGUAGUUUUGUUCAGAAUCUCAAGGGCUUUCAGAUGGUAUAAAUCAAUAUUUAUGAAAUUGUGAAAUCAUGGAGGAGUAGGGAUUUUUCGUUUGUCAAUUUUUAAAACGAAAUUUUCAUUUUCAUUUGAAAAGAACUCGAAUGAAGUUUACAUACGUUUUGAAGAGAAUUUCUCGGGCUUCAAAAUCAUAUAUAUUUCUAUACACAAAAAUGGAAAUUGAAAGCACCGCUUUCGGUUGAAAACUUGUUGGGUUUGCACCAAACAAACAAACCGCGUUCAGUAGCGUUGCGAAAAACAGCGGUGAGUUUUCAACCGAAAGCGGUGCUUUCAAUUUCCAUUUUUGUGUAUAGAAAUAUAUAUGAUUUUGAAGCCCGAGAAAUUCUCUUCAAAACGUAUGUAAACUUCAUUCGAGUUCUUUUCAAAUGAAAAUGAAAAUUUCGUUUUAAAAAUUGACAAACGAAAAAUCCCUACUCCUCCAUGAUUUCACAAUUUCAUAAAUAUUGAUUUAUACCAUCUGAAAGCCCUUGAGAUUUUGAACAAAACUACGACUCGAUUAUACAUAUAUUCGAUAUUCAAAAAUAAGCCAGGUCAUCAAAAAACACAUGCGUUUUUCACACAAUUCAAAAAAACCAUGUCAUGUUUGCAUGAAAUUUUUAUUUUUUUAUCUCGGUUUCAUUUAUAACAUUUCAUAUGUGCUUGUAGCCGAAGAAAUUCUCUUUCGAACUAUGUAUAACACAUAUUGUGGUUCCGAUGAAAAACACAUAAAAAUCAGCUCCUAAUAUGCACUGUUUUCGCGAAAUAAAAGUAAAAAGUUGUGUGCGAGAGAGUGUGUGUUUGCGAGAGCGUGCCAGACAUUUUUCGUUUUUCCACACACACGUAGAUUUGGGGAGGCAGUGCCAUGCCUCUGCGUCCCUAACAGCCCAUUGAGCAGAGAAGCAAAGUCAAAGGCGGGUCUCGCAGCGACUAUACUGGCAAACGACCGCAACGCACACGCAUCGCGGCGGGUAUAAAUGACAUUUUCAGGUUUUUUUAAGCAAAUCAAGAAUUUUUAGCAUUUGAAUUCUAACAGAAAUCAAAAAUUUUUAGAAGAUUUGAAAAUUUCGCCAUUUUUUAAGUCAUAAACACUUUCAAGUUUUUACUUUUGAAAAAAAAAGCGGCAGUUUCCUAAGAAAUUUAAGUGAAACUUUCAGAAAAAUGAAAAAAAAUGCAUUAUACGCAAAAUUACGACCCGAACCCUCUGAUAAAACUUGAAAAUACCAACCUUUUUCACCCGUUCCUCAUAAGCAUCCUCGCCAUAAUGCAAUCACUCCGAUUUCCCGAGGUCCAUGAGCAAUUUUGAGUCCUAAAACAAAAAUAUAUGAAAGUACAAUUUAGCAACAAGAACGUUCACCUCACCUUUUUCAUCCAUUGAAACAUCAAAAAAACAGAGAAAAACUUUGAAAAACGAGAAAAAAUGAAAAAUAGAAGAGAACCCGCUAAACUAGGGGCAAGCGCAAAAAGCGGAGUGUUGUUUGCAAAUACAUUUCAUAUAUUAUCAAAGUAAAAAAAUUUGGCAAAAAAAGAGAAGCCAGAAAUUCAAAUCCCAAUUUCCCCAAGUACGGUAUUCCUCUGCGUCACUAACACCGUUUCGAGACCACACCAUUGGGCAGAGAAACAAAGUCAAAGACGCACAUAUGGGUCUCGCAGCGACUGGCAGAAACACCGUACUUGGGAAGAAUGACAUUUGAAUUUCUGGGCUCCGUUUUUUUGCCAAAUUUUUUUAUUUUGAUAAUAUGCAAUUGCCCGCCGUUUUUGCAGUUAUCUCGCCAAACCUCAUUCGGAGUCACGGUACGAGUGCACGGCGCAAAACGAGCAACAACAAUUCGAGUUUUGGAUUGUGCUCUGGCGAGUUUUGAAAUCCUUGCUGGCUUGGUGGAUGUUCCACUUCCACUCAAUAAAAUCGAUUUCAUUCUCGUUCCACAAUAUGAUGGAGGAAUGGAGAAUUGGGGGCAUAUUGCGAUUUCGGAGGAGUUGGCGGUGAAUGGCGAUGAUGCUCAUAUGAUUUAUUUGGUGAGUUUUUGGAGCCCCCACCUAUAUUCAGGGGUCCCUAACACUAGUUUGAAAGACCCACGCAUGUCCCCACCAAUAGUAGGUGGGGGUACAUAGAGCAUUGGGGACAUACCACGCCCAGGGUGAGGGGUUUUCAAAGUGGUUCAUAAAAAAUUUACGAAAAUUCACCUCGUCAAUUUGAGAUUUUCUUGAAAAACAGAAUGAUAUAAAUUUUGAUGACUUUAGGUUAUCCAUAAGUGAUUUAGCGAGGUUUAGUCGAUAAGGUCGCUAAAUCACUUAUGGAUAAGGUAAAGUCAUCAAAAUUUAUAUCAUUCUGUUCGUCUUAGACCAUUCUAUCAUAUGAAUAACAUUAGAAACCAAUAUUUCACCUCGCCAAAAAAUUAAAAACCUACACCGUCAAUUUUCAAAGUUAGUCAUCAGUUAUAAUGUGAGUGGGGGCUGAUUCCACGUUUUGCAGGCAAACGUGUGUUUGAAGCCCCAAUAAUUCAAUUAAGAGCCUAGAGCCUUUGAUGGUCCCCUUGUCGUGAUGCUAUUCGCAACCCCACCAAGACCCCCCUGGUCAGCCUCCCCCUGGUGUAGAUGAAGCCCCCACUUUCGUACUCGGGUAUAAACAGUUAUACCGGCGUAAAUUUUUGUCCCCCACCCACAAAUAAGAGACCCAUUGAUAAAAACCCACCUUUCAUUCAGAUUUUUUCAAAAAAUCCUGGUUUUUGGAUAGAAUAUAGACAUUUAGAUAGAACCACCGUUUUCUAUUUCGAUUGGAAAAAUAAAUGAGCGAUAUACUUACACAAAACAUUUUUUGGCAUUCUCGAACACGUUGUUCAGGGCACGUUCUUUUAAGAAGCACAUUUUUUUAUUUAAUUUGAACAAAAUGUCGGAAAUGUUUUGUGAGCAUUUUUGAAUGAGGGGGGUUUGUAAAGCUUUAUGGUGGGGUAUCAAAACACGGUGGGGCAUUUAACUCUGAUGGUGAGAGGUUAAAAUGCAAUUUACCAAAAUACCUUGCAGAUUGCUCACGAAAUCGCUCACCACUGGAUAGGAAACCGUGUCACAGUCUCCUCGUGGCAAUACAUUUGCCUUCAAGAAGAUCUCGCCGAUUGGCUCGCUCUGAAAGCCGUCAAAGCUCUGCUCACCGACGAAAUCAAACUGCAACGUUUCCAACUUUCGCAGUACGUCGAAAUUCAAUUAGUCGAAGAUUUUCUGAGUCCAAAUCAUUCUUUAUUGAUGCCAGAGGAGGUGAAUCAAGAAUUGAUCAAUCGACAUUGUUAUUUGAAGGGUGUUGUAUUAUUGGACACGUUGGAAAGUGUUGUUGGUGAACAAUUUAUGAUUUCUGUUAUCAAAAGUUUGGUUGGAAGUCAUUCGUCUUUUAAUUUGACCACUUUUACCAGUUAUUUUGAUCAAAUUCGGGUGGAUCGAAAUGCAACUGUUGGACAGGUAAUUGAUUUUUGAGAUCUAGAGGAUCUAGAGAUCUAGAUCUCCAGAAUUUUAAUAAAAUCUCUAUUUCCUAGAAGAUUUUAACCCGCUAAUCACGAUUCCACUGUCUAAAAUUGCACAACUCAACUCCUAACAUGAGUUAUGACGUGGCAAACACCGCGAUUUUAGGAGCUAGCUGAUUUUCAUGAAAAUCUGAUAGCCCCAAAAACACAUUUUUGAAAUUUUUCCCACAAAAAAACCUCUCCAAAAAAAAAAAAAAAUUUAUAUUCAAGUACUGUAGUUAGCGUUGUGUGUAAUUGUGCGUCACAGUGUAUGUGUGUGUGCUUUUCAAUUUGAAUUUAUUUUUUUUCUGCGAGUUUUUCGAAUUGAAUUUUGGGAAAAUCAUGAAACUAUUCAGGUCGACAAAAAAAGAACUUUUUUGACAUUUUUUUGCACACAAAAAUGAAAAAAAUAGGGAAAAAAUAUUAUUUUUUUGUCAAAAAAUGUUUAUUUUUUUCAACUUGAAUCACCAGCUGGUUUAAAUUGAAUUUUAAAAAUUCUAUCAAUUCCAGAUCUAUGAAUAUUGGUUUACCCAGGGUGGAUAUCCCUCAAUUCUGGUUGAAAAUAACGGACCAUCUUCCCGCCUUCAACAAUUAUCCAAACCACUUUGGCCAUUGAAAAUGACAUCGACGUUGUCGAUUCCACAAUUUGUAUUUUCCGAAUCGAUAGUUUUCGCGUCAGAAACCGCGCCGCUUUUGGUUAAUCUCAAUUUCACCUCGUUUAUGCGAGUCAAUUAUGAUUCAAUGACGUGGGCCGCUAUUUUUAAGUAGGUUUUUUUUUAGAUUUUCACAAAAAUGUUGUCUGUGCUAUAUAGUUGGACAUUGAUUAAAUGACAUUAUCAGGUUUUUUAAGCAAAUGAGUUGAAAUAUUGGGUUGUAAUGUUUUUGAUAUGAUAGAAUGGUCUAAGACGAACAGAAUGAUAUAAAUUUUGAUGACUUUACGUUAACCUUAAGUGAUUUAGCGACCUUAUCGACUAAAAAUCGCUAAAUCACUUAUGGAUAACGUAAAUUCAUCAUAAUUUAUAUCAUUUUGUUCGUCUUAGACCAUUCUAUCAUAUGAAUAACAUUAAAACCUAAUAUUUCAACUCAUUUUCUUGAAAAACACAUGAAAAUGUCAUUUAGUCGAUGUCCAACUAUGAAUACUCUGCUAUGAAAACCCGCCUCCCCAAUCCUGUACUUCAGCGAAGUUAUUUCCAGAUACAUGUACGAAGAGCCCGAACUCUUCUCCGCAGUUGGUCGUGCUCAACUCGUCUCCGAUUUCUGCUAUUUCUAUGCCCACGACAACAUCGAAAAUGGUCAUAUCAUCAAAGACGCGGUGAUGGAUAUGAUCUACACUCAACCGAAAUAUUUCGAAUUAUGCGAUUGGAAUUUGUAUUGGUGCAAUUCGAAAUCCGACAAAUCGUUGCUAUCGCAAAUUUUGCAAAGUCUCGCGUACCGUUUUUCGGCCUUCGAUUCUUCGUCCGAUUUUGGUUGCAAAAAUGGUCAGGCUGCUUAUAAUUUGAAUCAGAUGUGUGACAAAUUAUUCGGCAGGAAAUGCAUUUGA
Molecule: messenger RNA, 8671 nt
Organism: Caenorhabditis angaria
Lineage: Eukaryota; Metazoa; Nematoda; Chromadorea; Rhabditida; Rhabditidae
Source: the annotation of a GenBank genome assembly